UAAUGUAUUAAUUUAACCGCUUAAACUCAUUCACGUUAAUAUAAAAUAUUGUGUUUCGUUGACAGAUUGAAGGAAGUGCAGCAAAAUACCAAAUAUGAGGAUAUUCCUAGCGUGUACGUUGUUGGCGGUGUCAGCAUUAGCCGAACCUCCUGUAGACAACAGAUACCUACCACCUCAGCAGGACUUCAAUGGUGGCUUUUCACCCCCGUCGCAAAGCUAUGGCGCUCCUAGUGGCGCACCCAGGCAAACGGAUGCCGUUUUUGGACAACGUCCGUCAUCAACCUACGGUGCUCCCAACUCCCGUUCCUCUCGACCUUCCAACCAAUAUGGACCUCCGCAAGGAAGACAGCCAUCCAGCCAAUACCUACCUCCCCAAGGCAGGGCUCAGCAACCCUCUAACCAGUACGGACCUCCUCAAAGCAGAGCUCAGCAACCGUCCAAUCAAUAUGGCGCUCCUCAAGGCAGGGCUCAGCAACCGUCAAAUCAAUAUGGUCCUCCAUCAAGCAGGGCCCAGCAACCCUCAAACCAAUACGGACCUCCGCAAGCCAGAGGUCAACCCUCUAACCAAUACGGACCUCCUCAAUCCAGGGCCCAAGCACCUUCCAAUCAAUACGGCCCUCCUCAAUCUCGAUCUCAGCAGCCUUCCAAUCAAUAUAGACCUCCCAAUCAAGAUAACCAAUUCAGAUCUCAACCUUCAAGCCAAUACGGUGCUCCUGCAUUCGGCCAAAAUGCCAGACAGAACCAAUACUCUGGCCAGGGCAGAUCUCCAUCAAACCAGUACCUGCCUCCUAACCAGAAUGCUGGGCAACCUUCGACUGAAUAUGGAGCACCUGGAUUUGGGACACCUUCUCAAGAGUAUGGAGCGCCCAAUAGUGGUAAGUGCCUACCGUUUUGUCAGGAAUAUAACCAAGGUGGCAGCUUUGGAGAUGCUCAGAGCAGGCAGUACCUUCCUCCCGGCGCCAGAGGAGGAUAUGGUGGUGACGACGAUGGCAGUAAUGGGGAGCCAGCAAACUACAGCUUCGAGUACAUGGUAAAAGAUGACCAAUCCGGCAACGAUUUUGGGCACCGCGAGUCCAGAAUGGGUGAUCGCGCUGAAGGACUCUACUACGUCCUGCUGCCUGAUGGCAGGAAACAGACCGUGGAAUACGAGGCAGACCAGGACGGUUACAAGCCCAGGAUCUCAUACGAGGACACCGGUGCUGGCGCUGGCUACGACUCCAACGCGCAAGCUUUCGGACAAGAUGGCGGCUACAAUCAAAAUGGCGGCUAUUAAGCAAUGCGGUAUAUGAAGUUUCAGCGAUAUUAGUUAUCCAUCUGGCUUUUACUGUGUGUAAAAGAUAGAGAUGGAUAGGUGACAUUGCGUUUAAAACUUUCAUCUCUUAGCGGCCUGUAGUAAAACACUGUUAGGGUUAUUAAGCAUUGCAGUUUGAUAAUAUUUAAAAACGUAUAAAUGCAUGACGUGUCCUCAUUUGUACAUAGUAAUUUUCAGUCAGUUUGUUAUUUGGGUUAUUCUCUGAGAAUACGUCUACGGUUGCGUCUAAUCGUCACGACUCUUUUCAUGCAUUUUGUAUGGGUAGCGGCUAUAAGAGCGCAGACAUAUUUUUUGAGAAUGACUGAUUUCCAUGUUGAUGAUGUAUGUUGUAGGUAAUGUAACAAAACUGACUUGGGGAUACAAAUUUUGCUUUUUUCAGUUUUCUAAUAAAUCAUAACUAGAUCAAAAUGAAUGCGUUAAUGUUUUUAACAGUGUUUUAAAAAGUGGCACUUUCUGUACAAGUAAAAAAUGGGAUUAAGUAUUCUGUGGCUAUGAAUUGAACCUUAAAAAAUCAUGGGAAACUAUCUUGGGAUGUUUCGAUUCGCAGAUUAUUUCAUAUUAACAUUUUUGACUUUUUUUGCUUUUUAGGAAUUGUUAUAGGGGGUUUGUGUGAUGUUACAGUGAGA
This is a messenger RNA of Cydia pomonella (codling moth), 1938 nucleotides long. Its product is annotated as pro-resilin-like. Gene Ontology annotation, cellular component: extracellular matrix. The coding region runs from base 95 to 1273 and encodes 392 amino acids. The transcript has 7 exons. Lineage: Eukaryota; Metazoa; Arthropoda; Insecta; Lepidoptera; Tortricidae. The record is from RefSeq and is a predicted model, not a curated record.